GUUUGGAGCGCUCGCGAGCGUAGUCAUUGUUGUCGCGGGCUACGCGUGUUCACGUGACUAAGCGUGCACGUGAAAUAAUCCUGGGGAGCAUGGGCGGGCGAUUGGACGAAGAGCGUCAGGAAGUCAACAGCGCGGCGAGCACCAACGAGAACGCGCAGAGCGGCCACGGCUGCUGUCAACGAGACCGGCAGCGUGCUGGCGGUCCUUGUUCUGCGACACAUGCGUGGUGAACAUGUGCAGCACCGCGAGAGAUGUAUAUAAGCAGAGAUAUCUGUGUUUCUGUUUCUGUUCCUGUUCUGUCUCUUGCCUCCGAUUGUGUUCUCGCGAGCUGAAACUACUUCUGAUUUCUGUUCUCUUUGUUAUUUUCAGCAAACAAGAUGAUCAUUGCACUUGUGAUUGCUGCCGGACUGCUUGGUCUUACUGCGCUGCUCAAUUUCUCCUACACAAAGAGCAUCGUUAUCUUUGCCUGGAGCUGUUUCUUCAAGCCCUUCAAUGGUGCCACGGAUCUCAAUGACCAGCAAGCGGCUCUUGAAAGCUUCUAUCAGAGCCAGGCUUCAAUUUAUGACAUUACGAGAUCUACGCUUCUCAAGGGUCGUGAGAUGAUGUAUGCCAUCCUGUUUGAGUCUCUUCGGUUCCGGAUCCUGCAGAUUGGAGGCGGCACCGGCUGGAACAUCGAGAUGAUGGACCAGUACAUGAGCAUAGCAAAGUUCAAAGCGGUCUACCUCAUCGACCUCUCGCCAUCGCUCUGCAAGAUUGCUCGCGAGCGCAUCCAGGCCAAGAAGUGGUCUAACGUGCACGUCAUCUGCGCCGAUGCCACUGCAUUUGCCAUGCCGGACGACGUCAAGUCGGCUGAUCUCGUUACCAUGUCUUAUUCGCUGUCCAUGAUUCCUACCUUCUACGCAGUUGUCGACAGAAUUGAGAAGCUACUAUCGAGAAAUGGUAUAGUGGCCGUCGUCGACUUUUAUGCCCAGUCAACCGCUAGUCUCUGCGGCCGCACCAAUCUCGGAGGAGAGCUUCUUCGUCAUGUGAACUGGCUAUCUCGCACUUUCUGGCGCCUAUGGUUCGAGUUUGAUCGCGUGUACCUCGAUCCCGCUCGCCGAGACUACCUCGAGUACCAGUUUGGCACUAUCAAGUCAAUCAACUCGCGCAACACUGCGCUCGGACGGAUUCCAUACUAUAUCUGGCUUGGAUGCCAUAAACGGCGUGAUCCCGAGCGCGCGAGUAAGAUUGACGCGAUGGCUACUGAAUCUCCUUAUCUGCUUCCGGUUAGCACGUCACCUUCUCUUCCAGUCGUUGACGAGAACGGUGUUAUUACCGUGCGCUCUAAAGGAUAUGAAGCUGCGGUAGUGAACUUGCAGCGCAACUUCCCGCUUCCUUCCUUUUUCUAUCAGACUGAAGCUUGGAGAAUUUUCUACGACGAGCGUUUGCCAAAAUACAACCAGUUUGCUGGUCAAUAUAUCUACGCUUUCACUUGGGAGGAUCCGCGAGAGGACGACAGGAUUCUCAAGUUUAAGCCUACCGACACCGUUCUGGCGAUCACCUCCGCAGGAGACAAUGUCCUGACAUAUGCUGCUUUGCCUACCUCUCCUCGCAGGAUUCACUGUGUUGAUCUGAACCCUCACCAGAACCACUUGAUAGAGCUCAAGCUGGCUGCAUUCUCUACUCUCGAGUAUGCUGAUAUUUGGCAGAUGUUCGGAGAAGGUCGUCAUCCAGACUUUGAGAAUCUGCUCGUCUCAAAGCUUGCUCCCAAGCUCUCGUCCCACGCUCUGCAAUAUUGGAUACGGAACACUAAGACUUUCACAGGAGCCAAGGGACUCUAUGAUACCGGAUCUACUCGAUGGGCUAUUCGUAUCGCAAGAUACAUCUUCUGGAUUACUGACUGUACUAAAGAUGUUGAUGCUCUUUGCAAGGCCACUUCAAUCGCAGAGCAGAAGAUCAUUUACAAUACGAGAGUACGACCGGCGAUUAUCAACCCAUGGGUGGCAUCUAUUGUGCUCAAGAAUCCCAUGUUUUUGUGGAAGGCACUCGGAGUUCCCGUUCAUCAAGCCGAGAUGAUUUCAUCGACGGCUGGCGACUUCUUGACGUACAUUACCGACACCUUGGACCCGAUUAUUGAGCGCUCUUUGAUCUCGACUGACAACUACUUUUACUAUCUAUGUCUUAAGGGUAGAUAUACGCACGCGAAUUGCCCAGGAUAUCUGAAGCGGGAAGCCUUCCAAAGACUGUCCAAGCCGGGUGCGCUUGACGGAAUCCGUAUCCACACCGACGAGAUUGUUGACGUGGUUGCCCGCAUUCGCCGACAUUCAGUGACGAUUGCUAUUGUCAUGGAUCACAUGGACUGGUUCGACACCGACGGAGUGGACGCAACGAAGGAAAUCCAGGCCUUGAACCAUGCGAUCAAGAUGGGUGGUCGUUUGCUGUUCCGGUCGGCCUCGAAGCGCCCGUGGUACACGAAGGUGUAUGAGCGCGAAGGCUUCAGAUGCGAGGCAGCGCAGGUGAGAGAGAAGAGGACGAGUAUUGACCGAACAAACAUGUACGCGAGCACCUGGGUUGCUACAAAGCCUAACGGGGGUCUCGAACCCCCAACCUUGAGAUGA
Molecule: messenger RNA, 2597 nt
Organism: Myxozyma melibiosi
Lineage: Eukaryota; Fungi; Ascomycota; Lipomycetes; Lipomycetales; Lipomycetaceae
Exons: 4
Coding region: 378-2597 (739 amino acids)
Molecular function (GO): S-adenosylmethionine-dependent methyltransferase activity
Source: RefSeq, a predicted model, not a curated record